AUGGUCGAACUGGACCUGGCGACCCCACAGCCAGUCAUCUUCUUGGCCGCUUUGGGCUUGGCGCUAGAUGGUGUACCGGCAAAAAUCAUCGCCACGAUCAAGGCCUACUAUCGCUCCACUACUGCGAGAGUCCUGGUCCGCAACAAUCUUUCCCAACCGUUCGGUAUUCGGUCUGACGUCCGACAGGGUUGUAUCCUGUCACCCAUACCGUUCAACUACGCUAUUGACUGGAUCCUUUUGAGGGCCCUGCGUGAGAGUGACGGUGUUGAAUUUGUACCCGGACAUCGGCUGACUGAUCUCGACUAUGCAGAUGAUAUCGCCGUACUUGCUUCAAGUUUUGGUGAUCUGCAGUCUAUGGUGUCACGAGUGAACGAGGUCGCUAAAUCGGUCGGUUUGUCCAUAAACGCUGGGAAGACCAAAGUGUUCUGA
Molecule: messenger RNA, 429 nt
Organism: Spirometra erinaceieuropaei
Lineage: Eukaryota; Metazoa; Platyhelminthes; Cestoda; Diphyllobothriidea; Diphyllobothriidae
Source: the annotation of a GenBank genome assembly